Messenger RNA from Penicillium lagena, 2010 nucleotides. RefSeq lists its product as uncharacterized. The record is from RefSeq and is a predicted model, not a curated record. Gene Ontology annotation, cellular component: cytoplasm; chromosome. NCBI's taxonomy places the organism in Eukaryota, Fungi, Ascomycota, Eurotiomycetes, Eurotiales, Aspergillaceae. The transcript is spliced from 2 exons. Bases 1 to 2010 code for a protein of 669 amino acids. Gene Ontology annotation, molecular function: 3'-5' DNA helicase activity; four-way junction helicase activity; nucleic acid binding. Gene Ontology annotation, biological process: double-strand break repair via homologous recombination.
AUGUUAGGUACGUGGUCGAUCGAAAGCCCGAUGGACGAUCCCGAAUAUAUAUAUUCCGGCCAGCACGACGAAGGGUAUGACAGCGAUCGGAGCCCACGAGAACCAUCGAGCAGCCCCGCGUUCGAACCCACACAUCGCCAGCCCGAGCCCAUGCAAUUCAGUCAGCAGCAGCGACGGAAACCGCGUCCGUUUCGCGAGUGGUUGCGAUUGUUGACGGACACAUUCAUGGUGCGCGGGACGCAUAGUCCGAUGCAGUGGAUGCUCGAUUUGCGCACGUACGGCUUACGCAUCCAUUAUAGCAGUACGGCCACCGGCCACGUGAGCUGGUCCGGCCAGGACGAGUUGCUAUACAAGGAAAUCCACUUCACCAUGGGUGAUUUCCGGGGGUUUACUCACGGGUUGGUCGGCUCCGUACGCCAGCUACUACACCACGAGCUAUUGAUUGGCGACGCCGCGAGCGCACCCGCCAUCCCAUGGGCGCAGCUCAUGGACGACCCCACGCAGGCCAAGCCUGGGUGGUGCUUUUUAAACGACAGUCGCACCCCGUGGCCCAUCGACGGGGCCCAAUGGCUCGCCCGCCGGAUCCAGCGCGAGCCCCGAUUACAACAGCGAUUUGUCGACGGGCCCGAGCGUCGAUUCCGGAUGCGUGCCAUCGAACAGUACAUGCAGAGCGUGGUCCAGUUCCGUGAGAAGCUCGCCAUCGUUUGUCACAUCACCGCGGGCCAGCCCGGCCGUGCACCCGAGCUAUUGAGUGUCCGCCAUCGCAACACGGAAGGGGCCCAUCGCAACGUAUUCAUCGAGGAUGGACUGGUCGUAUUCGCGACGAAGUACCACAAGGGGUUUUAUGCGAGCAACGACGCGAAGAUCAUCCAUCGGUACUUGCCGCGCGCGGUCGGGGAGCUGGUGGUAUGGUAUUUAUGGUUAGUGUUACCAUUUGUGGAACGAUUACAGGCGUACCAGCACGAGGCUCGUGGUACGGCUCGCGAGACGAUUCAGGGUCUGCAGUCCCGUGCCGCAUACAUCUGGGCGCCCGACCCAACGAGUGGGCGUGAGUGGACGUCGGAGCGAUUACGGGAGGCGUUGAAGCGCGAGACGACGAUUGGGCUGAAUGGGUACGCAUUGACUUUGCCCGCGUACCGGAAUAUCGCCAUUGGGAUCAGCCGGCGGUAUUUACGGGUAUCCAGCGUUUUCCCCCAGAAUGUCCAGGACGACGGGACCAAGGUGCCAGCGCAUGACGACGAUGAACCCGAGGAUCACAUCGCGGAUUUACAAGCCGCGCAUUCAUCCCAUGUGGCGGGCAUGAUUUAUGGCCGCGAGAUCACCGAGCAGGCUGGGACGACGGCGCACCGACGGGAGAUGUUCCGAUUAUCCAGCACGGAUUGGCAUCGGUUUUUAGGGUUCGAGAGCGCCGAGGACGGCUUGGCCAGGGUGCUUGGCAAGCGCAAGCAGGGCCCAUGGGAGGCCGAGGCGGACGACCAUCGACGUCAGCGCCGAUGGCAGCUCCACGAGGCCAAUAUGACGGAGGCAUUGCAGCGGAUGACCAACGACGACCAGAGCCAGUUCCGCGGCGUCCAGGGGCCCGCGAUGCAGGCGAUCCAGCAUGGGGUGAGCCCCGUGGUCGUGGUGAUGCCGACGGGCGGGGGCAAGAGCAUGUUGUUCAUGUUACCGGCAUGGGUCAGCGGCGGGCUGACGGUGGUCGUCGUCCCAUUGAUUGCUUUACGCCAGGACUUGCAGCAGCGAUGCGCGGUGGCCGGCAUCUCGUGCGUGGAAUGGGAGAGCCGGCGGCCGCCCGACGAGGCGGCCAUUGUACUCGUCACGCCCGAAUCCGCGUUGAGUGAGGAUUUCAUCACGUUUUUGAACCGACAGCAGGUAUGUCCCCCCGCGAUCCGAGACCCCAGCCGGCGCCCCCAGUUUAGAACCGGGGUUGUAAGGAUGCGUUCGAACCCCGGUUUUAAAACGGGGGCCCAGGGAUUAGGGUUGAUGUCCCCAUGUCCCACCGUCACCAACUGA